ACUAGACUAGGUAUAAAUAGUAGUACUAAGUUUAAAAUGAAUACCAGUUAACGUUUACUAUUGGAACUACACGGUUUCACGAGUUGAAGAAAUUUUUGACAAAAAAAAAUAUUACAAGAUGAAAUUCUUGCUUUUGGCUAUCUUUGUUUGCUUUGCGCUCUUCAUGGCUGUCAACGCCGUUCCCGUUGAGGAGGCAAUCCCAGAAGGUAUUGAGGGUGCUCACGACACAAUCGAAGCCACCGAUGAUAAGAGCGUGCUAUUGAAGAUUAAGUUGCUCAAGAAAUUGUUGUUCUUGGGUUAAUUUCAACGACAAGCUUUAUCACUCCAUUACCGUUAUUUGUUCCAACGACAAUUAACAAACUUUAGCCGUUAAAAACUAUAUCAGCCAUACUACACAACCACAAACGCCGUAUUUUCACGAUGUUUAUUUAAAAGUUUAUAAUAAUAUUAUAUUGAAAAAGAAAGUAUAUACAAAUAUCAGGGCAUAACUUCAAAUACUCUAAAUCAUAUGUUAUUUAUAAGAUACAAUAAAACAUAAAAAAUAAUAAAUUACAUUUAUUUGUAAAGUAUAAAUAUUUAAAUGCGUUUUCACUAUAUUAAAAUAUUUUAUUUUUUAUAAAUUAC
This is a messenger RNA of Zeugodacus cucurbitae (melon fly), 624 nucleotides long. RefSeq lists its product as uncharacterized. The transcript is spliced from 2 exons. The record is from RefSeq and is a predicted model, not a curated record. The coding region runs from base 119 to 301 and encodes 60 amino acids. Lineage: Eukaryota; Metazoa; Arthropoda; Insecta; Diptera; Tephritidae.